Molecule: messenger RNA, 4728 nt
Organism: Ziziphus jujuba (common jujube)
Lineage: Eukaryota; Viridiplantae; Streptophyta; Magnoliopsida; Rosales; Rhamnaceae
Product: protein TOPLESS-RELATED PROTEIN 2-like
Exons: 25
Coding region: 907-4323 (1138 amino acids)
Biological process (GO): regulation of DNA-templated transcription
Molecular function (GO): protein binding
Source: RefSeq, a predicted model, not a curated record
AAAGAGGAGAUAUAUAUAUAUGCGCAUAGAAAUUUAUAAAUCAAUAAGAGAGAGAGAGAGAGAGAGAGAGAGAGAGUGCUCCAGGAAAAGCACAAACAGCACAACCUUUGUCCUUGUCCUAGAGAGAGAAAAAAGUAUAAAAUGAUAUAGAGAGAGAGGAACAAAGUAAACAUUUUUAAGAGAGAGAAAGUGAGGGUUGGUGCAGAGUUAGCUCCUGACUAAAGGAGAGAGAGAAAGCAGCAAAAGAGGAAAAAGAAAGAAAGAAGGAAUAAAAAGAGGCUCAGAAAACCCUAAACCUAGAAAAAAAAUGGUCUCUUUUGCUUUUCUCUGUUGAUCAGUAAGAUGCCUGUAUUUUUCUUCAUCAUGCGGUGAAAAAAAAUUCGAAGCUGUAGGAAAUGUUCUCUUUCUGAAAAAUUGGGGUUCUACAAGUUUGCAUUUUUUGGCCGUUUUGGAUCUUUGUUUUAGAACUGAAACAUUUUGGGUUUUCUAUGAGGUUUAUCUGAAGAGAAGCUGCUUAAAGAUAUCCGCUAUUUUUUUUUGGGUGUUGGAUAUUUAUGCGAUUUUCCUAGUAGUUUUACUUGGUUAGUUCUGUUUUUUGGAAAAAAAACUUGGGGUUUUCUGUUGUUUGGAUGAGAGGCAUUACUUGUACUGACUUGAAAGAUUUUGUUGUUUUCACACAAGCUGGUGACUUGAGGAAGUUGUUUCACGAAUAUUUUUGAAGCAAACAUUUUUGUAUCAAAGGAGAGCUGAAGAAACAUUUUCUGGGUCUACUUCAUUUCUCGUCGUGUAUUUUUUUUUAUAAUUUUUUUUAACAAUUUUCGAUCUAAAUAGUAAAUUAAGGAAAACCCGCAUCUAUUGCGGUUGAUUUAGAUCUUUGCACUGGAGCGAUUGGGAUUACCGGGGACAAUGUCUUCGUUGAGUAGGGAAUUGGUGUUCUUGAUCUUACAGUUCUUAGAUGAGGAGAAGUUCAAGGAAACAGUUCAUAAGUUAGAGCAAGAAUCUGGAUUUUUCUUCAACAUGAAACACUUUGAAGAUCAAGUCCAGGCCGGAGAGUGGGAUGAAGUUGAGCGCUAUUUAUGUGGCUUCACGAAAGUUGAAGACAAUCGAUAUUCAAUGAAGAUUUUCUUCGAGAUUAGGAAGCAGAAGUAUUUGGAAGCUCUUGAUAGGCAGGAUAGGGCCAAGGCUGUUGACAUUCUUGUGAAGGACCUUAAAGUUUUUGCAUCUUUUAACGAGGAACUUUUCAAGGAGAUUACCCAGUUGCUUACUCUUGAUAACUUUAGGCAAAAUGAGCAGCUUUCCAAGUAUGGAGACACAAAGUCAGCUCGGAAUAUCAUGCUCAUGGAACUCAAAAAGCUAAUUGAAGCAAACCCGUUAUUUCGUGAUAAGCUUGCAUUUCCAGCCUUCAAAAGUUCACGUCUAAGGACUUUAAUAAACCAGAGUCUAAAUUGGCAACAUCAACUUUGCAAGAAUCCUCGUCCAAACCCUGACAUUAAAACACUCUUUACGGAUCAUUCUUGCUCUCCAACUGCUAAUGGAUCUCGUCCUCCUCCUACAAACAACCCUCUCGUGGGACCAAUACCUAAGGCUGGUGCAUUUCCUCCUAUUGGUGCCCAUGGUCCAUUUCAGCCAGUUGUCUCCCCAUCUCCUGGUGCUAUUGCUGGGUGGAUGUCGGGCGCUAAUCCUUCGUUGGCUCACCCUGCUGUGGCUGCAGCAGCCCCUCCUGGUCUUGUGCAACCUUCUAGUGCAGCAGCUACAUUCCUGAAGCACCCAAGGACUCCUACAGGUGUUACAGGGAUGGACUAUCAAUCGGCUGAUUCAGAGCACUUGAUUAAGCGUAUCCGCACUGGACAAUCUGAUGAGGUGUCCUUUUCUGGUGUUAUUCAUGCUUCCGCUGUAUAUUCACAAGAUGACCUUCCAAAAACUGUUGUUCGGACCCUCAGUCAAGGAUCUAAUGUAAUGAGCAUGGACUUUAAUCCACAGCAACAAACUAUUCUUCUAGUUGGGACAAAUGUUGGUGACAUCAGCCUUUGGGAAGUUGGGUCUAGGGAAAGGAUUGCUCAUAAGCCUUUCAAGGUUUGGGAUAUACAAGCUGCCUCAAUGCCAUUGCAGACAGCCUUGUUGAAUGAUGCUGCAAUAUCAGUGAAUCGGUGUGUUUGGGGGCCAGAUGGGCUCAUGCUCGGUGUUGCAUUUUCAAAGCAUAUUGUUCAGAUAUAUACUUACAAUCCAACUGGAGAUCUGAGACAACAUUUGGAGAUUGAUGCACAUGUUGGUGGUGUCAAUGAUAUAGCAUUUGCUCAUCCCAACAAGCAAAUGUGUAUUGUUACAUGUGGGGAUGAUAAGCUGAUUAAGGUCUGGGAUGCUGUAGCUGGGCGCAGACUAUAUAUAUUUGAAGGGCAUGAAGCGCCUGUAUAUUCUGUUUGUCCUCAUUAUAAAGAAAAUAUCCAGUUUAUUUUUUCAACUGCCAUUGAUGGGAAGAUUAAAGCAUGGUUGUAUGAUUGUAUGGGAUCAAGAGUGGACUAUGAUGCUCCUGGACUAUGGUGCACCAUGAUGGCAUAUAGUGCAGAUGGAACCAGGCUAUUCUCCUGUGGAACAAGCAAGGAGGGUGAAUCCCAUCUAGUUGAGUGGAAUGAAAGUGAAGGAGCAAUCAAGCGUACAUAUUCUGGUUUUAGAAAGCGCUCUUUAGGUGUUGUCCAGUUUGACACAACAAGAAACCGAUUCUUAGCUGCUGGUGAUGAAUUUCAAAUUAAGUUCUGGGACAUGGACAAUGUCAACAUGUUGACAGCUGUCGAUGCAGAUGGAGGGUUGCCUGCUAGUCCUAGGCUGAGAUUUAACAAAGAAGGCUCAUUGUUAGCAGUCACAACAAAUGACAAUGGUAUCAAGAUUUUAUCCAACAAUGAUGGUUUGCGAUUGAUAAGGAUGCUUGAGGGCAGGGCUAUUGAGAAAAAUCGGGGCCCUCCCGAGCCUAUUAAUUCUAAGCCUCUGAUUGUUAAUGCACUAGGCCCAGUGGCAAACGUUUCUGGUGCUGUUGCUCCGACCGUGGAACGGCCCGAUAGAAUCCCUCCUGCUGUGUCUAUCAGUAGCCUUGGUACUAUGGACAACAGCAGGCUUGUUGAUGUAAAACCACGGAUUUCAGAUGAUGUAGACAAGAUUAAGAGCUGGAAGAUUUCUGAUAUUGUGGAUCCGUCUCAAAUGAAACCCUUGCGAUUGCCUGAUUCUGUAACCUCUGCUAAGGUUGUGAGACUGAUGUACACUAACAAUGGCCUAGCUCUAUUGGCCCUUGCUUCCAAUGCUGUUCACAAGCUCUGGAAAUGGCAACGUAGUGAAAGGAAUCCAUCUGGGAAGGCAACUGCUUAUGUUAUGCCACAAUUAUGGCAGCCUCCCAAUGGUACUCUUAUGACUAAUGAUGUGAAUGACAAUAAACCAGCUGAGGAAUCUGCUGCAUGCAUUGCUUUAUCUAAAAAUGAUUCUUAUGUCAUGUCUGCAUCUGGUGGGAAGGUGUCUUUGUUUAAUAUGAUGACAUUCAAGGUUAUGACAACAUUUAUGUCUCCACCUCCUGCUGCAACUUUUUUGGCAUUCCAUCCCCAAGAUAAUAAUAUAAUUGCCAUUGGCAUGGAGGAUUCUUCCAUUCAAAUAUAUAAUGUGAGGGUUGAUGAGGUCAAAACCAAACUCAAAGGUCAUCAGAGUCGGAUUACAGGGCUUGCAUUUUCCCAAACUCUUAACGUACUGGUUUCUUCGGGGGCUGAUGCCCAGUUAUGUGUGUGGAGCAUUGAUGGGUGGGAGAAGAAGAAAUCAAGGUUCAUACAAGCACCACCUGGUCGUCAAUCUCCAUUGGUUGGAGAAACUAAAGUUCAGUUUCAUAAUGAUCAAACACAUCUCUUGGUUGCCCAUGAAAGCCAAAUUGCUGUAUAUGAUUGCAAGCUUGAGUGUUUGCGCUCGUGGUAUCCAAAAGAUGCACUUGGAGCUCCCAUCUCAAGUGCAAUAUAUUCAUGUGAUGGAUUACUAGUUUAUGGUGCUUUUUGUGAUGGUGCUGUUGGAGUUUUCGAUGUGGAUAGCUUAAGACUCAGAUGUCGGAUAGCACCUUCUGCUUACAUACCAUCAUUUACUCUUAGUGGCAAUCCUACCUAUCCUUUGGUUAUAGCAGCGCAUCCAUCAGAGCCUAACCAGAUUGCUCUUGGCAUGAGUGAUGGUUCUGUACAUGUGGUUGAGCCAUCUGAUGUAGAGCUGAAGUGGGGUGGUGCACCCUCUCAAGAUAAUGGUUCACUGCCUUCCAAUUCAUCAAAUCCAUCUCUGAGCAAUCAAGCAUCGGAACUUCCUUCUAGGUAGUCAUGGUGGCUUGGAUUAAUGGCCGGUAACACGAGGAGCAUAGAGAGUUGAUUGUCGCAUGGUUUUCAUGAAAUUUUAAAGUUAGAAACCAUUCCCAUUUUUUGCUCUAAGCCAUUUACUCCAAACCAUGGCCUUUUCUUUCGCUUUUUUCGUAUUGUUGUUUGGUUAAAUCUCUAUAUUCGUUGUAAAUCUGUUCACUUGGUCAUAUUUGACAAAUGAGGCUGAAGGGGGGGAGGAGUUUGUAUAUUGCUAUGGUCUUUUACUGCAUGGGAAGACGCCCUGAGAGGCCAAUUUGCCUUCCGACACUAUUUUUAGGUGUUUUUAUUUUAUUUUAUUUUUUCUGUAUACAUAGUUAUAUAGAUAUUACCUCUUGGUUUCGGAAUCAAUAGAUCUUUUGCUGAUCAA